Molecule: messenger RNA, 704 nt
Organism: Hordeum vulgare subsp. vulgare (domesticated barley)
Lineage: Eukaryota; Viridiplantae; Streptophyta; Magnoliopsida; Poales; Poaceae
Product: cysteine-rich and transmembrane domain-containing protein WIH2-like
Exons: 3
Coding region: 233-508 (91 amino acids)
Cellular component (GO): plasma membrane
Source: RefSeq, a predicted model, not a curated record
ACGCGUCACACGGCCCCACCAAUCAGGCCCAUGCGCCCACGUUCGGGACGCGGUUUGGAAAAAGAUAGGGCGAAGGCGGAUUCCGGCUAUAUAAAAACCACCUGACCCGUCGCCCACCAAAUCGCCCAAACCCCCAGCAUCCCUAACAAAGCCCCGCUCCGCCCGCUCCGAUCGCCGCGAGGAAGCCAGCUUGAGACCCCGGAGGAGCCAGCAGCAGCAGGAGGAGGAGAGGAUGAGCUACUACAACCAGCAGCCACCCGUCGGCGCCCCGCCGCCGCAAGGGUACGGGGACAAGGGCGGCUACCCGCCGCCGGGGUACCCUCCGGCCGGCUACCCACCCCCGGCGCAGGGCUACCCGCCGGCCGGCUACCCUCAGCAGGGCUACCCGCCGCAGUACGCGCAGCAGCCGCCGCCACACCAGCAGCAGCAGCAGAGCAGCGGGCCUUCCUUCAUGGAGGGAUGCCUGGCCGCCCUUUGCUGCUGCUGUCUCCUGGACGCCUGCUUCUGAGGAGGGAUGGAGGGAGGAAGACGAUCAGCUCGUCGAACCGGGACUGAGCUAUCUAUCCUCCCGACGGACAAAUGCUGCUAGUAGCUUAAUUAUUAUUUCUCGUCGGGCAUUAUCGCACCCUUUGUUUAAUCCAUGUUUAUGAACCUCUGUGCAAUGGAACUAUUCGCUUGGUUGUCAACUGAUGAUGAUUAUAUUA